ACGUGCUCAAGAAUCAUGUUCGUUCUGAAUUCGUAUUUUAGAUUUUUUUUAGUUCGAAGAAGCAUUGAGACAAGAGUGGACAUUUAGAAAGUAAAAUGUAUUGUAAUUUGUAAGUUAACGCGUGUGGGUAUUCUGGUACAACUCGAAUAAUUGAAGGUAAAAUAAUUUGUUGGGGUUUAUGUUUACUACAACAUUAAGCUAAGAUAAUGAUUUUACACAAAUAUUUUGAGUAAAUUAGUUCAUACAGUCCAUACUAUCAACACAUUUUACAAAAAACUUCCGUUUGUUAAUGUAUUAGCUGAUAGAUCUGCUUUAUUUUUCGAUAUAUAUUUAUUCUGAUUUUGUAUAAAACCCAGUUUCACUUUUAUAUUUUGUUCACCUAAUAUUAGAUUUGUAAUAUGUUUAUAACAUGUUUGUUUAUUGUUGUCGUAACUCAUUGUACAAGUUCUGUGUCGUCGGUACUUCCUGGAGAUGUAAGCCAACCACUUGAAGUGUUAUUGGACCAAGCUGUGUCGCUGUACCAUGAAGAGAAGUGGCCACAGUCGGUGAACAUGUUUGAAAAAGCGCUCGUUAAUUACAAGAUGUCCAAACAUGCUGCUGUUGCUUGCAUCGGGAAAUGUAAGACAGCAAAUAUUUUUAAAGAGAUAAAUGAAGAUCUAACUGACUUUCCUUUGCUGAAAGCUGUUGGUGAUUUGGUUGCCCAAGCCAGUUGCAUUAAGAUAUGCAGUGAGGAACAUCCUUUUGGUGAUUUCAACAAAAGAGCUCUUCGUUGGGAUAUAGCACGAGAUUUAGAGCUUCGUAAACCUUAUAAUUACUUGCAGUUCGCUUAUUAUAAAAUGAACAAGAUUAAGAAGGCUUGCCAAGCUGUGUAUACUUACCAUCAAGUCCACACAGAGAAUCAAGACACAAUCGCUAACAUCGAGUUUUACAAAACACUGCCCGAUGUUCAAGAUAGUUAUUUCACGGAUCUUGAGGCUGAUGCUUCGUAUAAUCUUUUUAUUGAAGCUGCUGCAGCUUACGAUGACAAGAAAUAUGAAGUGGUCGUCGAUAAAAUUGAAAAAUGUCUCGUUUCAUUUUUCAAAGCGGUCACAGAUUGUGAGUCGCUGUGUUUUAAACCAGUUGAACUCAUAACCUUUCAAAGAUUCAUGAAAGCAAUAAUAGACCAGCACCAUGGACAAGUGAAAUGUUGUCUAGAAUGUGAACAUAAACUCAGUCCAGUUCUUUUUGGUCGGAAAGUUGAACAUUUUGUUGCGAAAUGUUUUUCUUAUCUUCAGUUUGCGUAUUUUUCACUUGGCAAGUGGGAGAUGGCUGUUCCUGCAGCUGCUUCUGUUCUUCUGUUGAAUCCUAAUGAUAAAGACGCACAAAAUAACCUGGAUUAUUAUGAAAGCAAGGCUGAGGAACGAAGGUUGGUUCGAGAUAUUCAUUUCCAGCCAAGAGCCGAUGCUGUGAAGUUCUUCACAGAGAAGCAAAAGAAAGUUAAAUUUGUUGAAGAAGCCGAACUCAUGUUUGGUGAAAUACCAUACCAGUCAUUAGGGGUGCAUGAGGAAAAUAUAAAGUCAAAUAAUCAAGAGAAUCUUAUUCAACAGUUAACUGAACAGGUUACCGUUGCAAUUGGUAACAGAUUAAGGGGAGAAGAGAAUGCUUAGUAGAAUGGAACAUUGGGCACGGGUUUUCUGGUCAGUUUCAACACAUAGCAGCCCAUAUAUAAUAUGACUCACUCACUCACAAUUGUCUUUAUUUUAAAUAUUUCGGUUUAACAACUAAAACCAUCUACAGUGGUGAUGCUAGUUUAAAUUUAAAGUAUGUUGCACAAACCUAACUUUUAGUUUUAAACCAAAAUCUUUAAAAAUAAAGACAAUUGUGUCAUACCAUACCGUACAUAAUAGAGCUGUUGUGUAUUGAAAGUAAUCAAUAGACUUUAUUACAAAUUGCGCUUCAAUUUGAUUGUUUCAAUUUUUAAGUUCUAUCUCAUAAACAUGACCUGUAUGCUGUAUAAGGUUACGACGUUCAUUCCAGAUUCUAAAUGUUGUCUAGAAUGUGGUACAUGUGAAUAAACGAAUGUGAACUUAUCUUUUUUUGUAACUCAUGGUGUCACUAUUAGAAAUUGCGUUUAAGUUACACCAGUUUCAGUGAAAUCUUUCAAUCAUGUUUUUUUUAUUCUAGUUUACUGAUGCAAUAAACUAGAAACAGAAUUUUGCAUAACAUGCCAGUAUUAUGUUUUACUUAUUUUGCAGUAACUUUGUAGCACAGUGUAUGUAAUAUAUAAUAUAAUCUAUUUAGAUAAUUUUUUACUAAAUUAUUCCCAAAACAGAUUUUUUUAAAAGUUUUUUUAAACUGUCUUUAUAUUUUGCUAAACUAACAUCCCUGUAUUUUUCAAG
Ciona intestinalis (vase tunicate) is the source of this 2378-nucleotide messenger RNA. RefSeq names its product cartilage-associated protein. Gene Ontology annotation, biological process: collagen fibril organization. Gene Ontology annotation, cellular component: endoplasmic reticulum. The record is from RefSeq and is a predicted model, not a curated record. Lineage: Eukaryota; Metazoa; Chordata; Ascidiacea; Phlebobranchia; Cionidae. Gene Ontology annotation, molecular function: collagen binding; protein binding.